Molecule: messenger RNA, 1564 nt
Organism: Durusdinium trenchii
Lineage: Eukaryota; Dinophyceae; Suessiales; Symbiodiniaceae
Source: the annotation of a GenBank genome assembly
ACUGGAUGUGGUUUGUACACUCUUUGUUGGUCAAUGUUGGUUAUCUUGGCCUCCUUCUUUGGAGAUUAGACCCAUCCCCAGAGAUUUGUUCCCAGAAACAGCACCAGGGCGACCUGAAUUCAUCCGCCUUCAGUUGUGUGUGUGUUGCUUUCUGCCUGUCUUAAAGACCAAACAGCAAAGAACAUGCCGACCAUCGCUGCAGCUGCGACGCAUCAAAUCACUCUGACGUUGUGUUUGAGAACCUGGCGACCUGCCUGUCAUCACGGCCAUGAUGCGAGUCAUCCAAGCACUAUGGCUGCUUCGUGUGGGGGCUGUGCGAUUGGACGAGGAGAUGGUGGAGUUUGGGAAUUUGACCGGCGACAACUUUGAUGAUUUUGUCCCGUGUUGCUUGGUCAAGGGCGUAUGCAAGAACUUCGACGCGGGCACUCCAGAUGGCUGCCCUGUGGGUUGGCACAACGAGUACUGCGAUUGCUACAAGCGCCGGGGGAAGAAUGGCAGAGGAUUGUUCAAGUGUGGCAUAGGCAAUAAUGAGGAGGAAACACAGUGCUGCUGCAGCAACACUGCUGCGGAGGCCAUGGCAAAGGAUGAUUUGGGAUUGGAAAAGUGCCCCAACCCGCACAGCAUCGGCAGCAUCCUCAACCCAUUCAAGCGCGACAUUAACAAGGAAAUGAGUUUCGGCGCGCCCUUCGUGCAGCUGAGCAAGAAACAUUGCUUCAUCGGCAAAGGCACGCAGGGUGUGACGUAUGGGAAGAAGAAAACCAUCGGGCAGAAGAUCGGCAGUGCCUUCUCGAAGGUGAAAGCGAAGAUCGAUGACGUCAAGCCAAUCUUUCUAUGGACUGCCACGCCCAUGUACAACCCGAACACUGGUGGAUAUGUGAUGGUGAAAAACUUGCACAUCACCAGCAACAAAGCUUUGAGGAACAAGUACGGCUAGAUCCUUUCAGAAACGGUCAGAAACACCCCGCGGGCGAUGGUGUAUCUGGAGCCCGCCUUUGCGCAGCUCAGCAGCUCGUCCGAGCCACCGAGCUCCCCGAGACGCGCACGAAAAGAGAUGACCGGAGCUCUGGUCGUGUGCGUCGCGGUGGGGGAAGGUCCACCGUCGUGCAGAUGUGAGUGGUACUCGUGCCUGGUGACUGGUCCAUGAAAGGAUUCGGUGUGAAGAUGGUUGGAAUCCGGGCUCAACAGAAUAAUGAUGAAUAAUGGUUAUAAGAGAUUUGGUCCAGAUUUGGUGAUGAUUUGGAUGUGUCUUGAUCUCCCUCUGGAUCCACAGACCGUGAGGAGGAUUCCCAGCCACUUUGGAUGUAGGAGGGUCCAGUCGUACCUUUUGAGAAGGUGCCAGUGGAUCGCGAGGGUCUCAAUCUUCAUCGGCUUCACAUCCCUUUCUGCGCCGCCGGUGCCCGGACAGUGAAGCACAUGGGCGGACGGUACAGUGACUCACUCCCUGGAAGAGUCCAUUGGAAACAUGUGAGGAAUACACUCCCUGGAACUCUAUGGAAGUGCAUGGCAUGGCCCAGAAGACCAGUUUCCUUACUCGUCGCCACGGGUUGGAAGCCGGUCUGGCCAA